Messenger RNA from Mercenaria mercenaria, 5643 nucleotides. RefSeq lists its product as uncharacterized. Bases 43 to 2442 code for a protein of 799 amino acids. The record is from RefSeq and is a predicted model, not a curated record. Lineage: Eukaryota; Metazoa; Mollusca; Bivalvia; Venerida; Veneridae. The transcript has 9 exons.
GUUGACAAAUUUAAUCAACAGUGUUUACAUAGUAAUUCAGAGAUGGUCUUCUCAAAGGUUGAUAUAGUGGUAUUAAUUGGACUGUUGCUGUUAGUUGUGUCUGGUGUUGAUAGCUCAACAUCAACAGCAGUACCUGGAUCAAAAACUGUCAGUAAUUCUCCAUCAACAACAAACAAGCCAACCCCAGUCUCUGACAGUAGUAAAGGAAACACUUCCAUUAGCAAAUCUUUGCCAACAACUACAGGAAAACCACCAUCUACAGCAACUUCUCAUACAAAUACUCCACAGCAGUCUGGAGUCACAAAGUCUCCUUCCACGGGACCUAACGUAACUUCAAGUAAAACAAAUACAUUAAAGCCAGUAACAAGUUCACCAAAUGAUUCUUCAGUUACAAAAGUACCUGUUACAACUAAAGCAUCUACAAGUAAAGGAUCAAAACAACCUCAUUCCAUCAGUACUGUUCAGCCACCUGGUAAAUCUGAAAAUGGUCCAUCAUCACAGACAACAGAAUCAGUUGGAAAUGGCACAACCAAGGCCCAAGAUCAGUCUACAACUUUGAAACUUUCCACUGCUUCAGCUUCAACAAGGACUCCUCAGUCAACAACACAAAGCUCUGGGAGUACUCCACAUGUAACUGUAACUCCUCAGACAACACAUAAAGCUGUUACAGAUACAAAGAGUAAUACAUCGCUUACAACACAAAAACCAGAAAACAGUCCAUCUUCUACACAGAAGGCAGCCAGCACAACAAACAAUACAACAACAGCUCCAACACAGAAACCAGGCAAAACAUCUAAUCCAACACCAAAGCCAGGUACUUCAUCUACUCCAACACAGAAACCGGGCAGCAUAUCUACUCCAACACAGAAACCAGGCACUACAUCUACUCCAACACAGAAACCAGGCACUACAUCUACUCCAACACAGAAACCAGGCACUACAUCUAUUCCAACACAGAAACCAGGCAGCAUAUCUACUCCAACACAGAAACAAGACACUACAUCUACUCCAACACAGAAACCGGGCAGCAUAGCUACUCCAACACAGAAACCUGGCAACACAUCUACUCCAACAAAGAAACCAGGUAACACAUCAACUCCAACACAGAAACCAGGUAACACAUCUACUCCAACACAGACACCAGGCAGUACAUCUACCCCAACACAGAAACCAGACAAUACAGCUACUCCGACACAGACACCGACAGGACAGCAGUCAACAGCACAGCAGUCAACACAGAAACCAUCAACUGUACAAACAGCCAAACCAACACUACCACCAAGAGAUGAAUUUGUUUAUAUUAAUGAGAUAAUGUUGGACAAGAAUGGUGGAUUCCAGAAAGUAGAGCUAUUGUUAUCAAAGAAGUUGGAUGUCCAACACUAUACCAUGGUAAUGGUGGAUGGUCAGACAAACAAGAUAAUGUUGACUGUUUCUCUCAAGGAUAUGGUUAUACAGAAGAAUGGUCUUCUCCUUGUUGUCACAUUCAAUACUUCACAGACUUCGCCAAGUAUGAAGGAUAAAGGUACUGGUGUGGCAAUCUAUGAUACAAGCAGAACAAGCAUGAAAGGUGAUUGGACAGUGAGUGAGACUGGUCUAGUUGAUGCACUGGUGAUUGGGAAAACAUACAAGGGAGUUUCAGAGCAUCUUACAGAUAUUCUCACACCAGGGGUCAAUCCAUUCAUUCUUGACCCAAAUAAAUAUGGAAUGACCAAGACUAUCAGCCGUUGCUCAUCAGACCAGCUUAGAAGUACAGAUAUGUAUGCCCUUAUCAACCCAUCAUUUGGUGUGGACAACAGUAAGAAGUGCAGGGAACGACUAUUAACUAGCAGUGAUUUUGCUAUCAAGAUCAAAGGUGUAGAUUGUGAAUCUCUUCAAGACACAAAUGAAACUGCUAACAAAUUCCAGUUGACUGUGAAGAAAUUGAUACAUUAUAUUGUCAGAAAGAUGAACACAGAAUGCCAGUGUGGGGUUACAAGAAUGCAUAUAAUUGAUCCCACAAUACAUUGCUGUGAUGGUGCCAGUGUAGAUAUGAGAUUUGUCGCUCCCAACAAAGACCAGCUUACAGAGCUGAAAGACAGCUAUAUAUCAUUCCUAAAGAGGACACAGCAUGUAAAUGUAGAAAACCAUUUAUAUUCUGUGAACAACAAUUGCUAUGAAAAUUGCUGUAAUGUGACUAAACAUCCCAAUCCCAAACCUCAGGCAGCUGAUGAUACAGCUAAAAAUGUGAAGGUUACAGUUGCAGUGAUUGUGAGUUGUCUCAUUGUAUUCAUGAUCAUUGUAAUUGUUGUUAUAAUGUACAUGCGAAGGAAAAAGAGUGCAGUAUAUCAAUUCCGAAUGUCCAGAUUGGAUGAGGAAGAUGAUUUGGUUAUAGAUGGUCCAGAUCAGGAUGAUUUUGUUGGAGGUCAAGAGGCGACAUUUGAUGUCCAUAGUCGAUAUCAGUAGUCAUCGUCAGUAAAUAAAAGCUCAGGAGGUGUUUCCAUGACAACCAUAUAUCCUGUGAUAUUUAUAGUCCAUCCAUGACAAUCAUCCCACCGACGUUAAUAAUGUGAUAAAUAAUUUAUUUCUAAAUCAGUCUCUAGCUUGUUUCCUAUUCACGGAGGUUGCAAGUGUAUAACUAAUACUAGUGUCAUAGUGCAAAAUGAAUUUAUAGAAAAUGUUAUGGUCAUUUUUUUGUCUCCAGUUGUAUAAGAAGUCUACUGUUCAUAUCCUUGCUAUAGAUUCAUCAUAAAUGAAAUUCAAAUAUUGAAGAGUUUUAGAAGUGAUUGAUCAGGAAAUACAAUGUCAUGCCCCUUUUCUGAAAUAGAAUAUUUGUUAAUAAUACUUUAAAGAGGCAUGCCUCAAGAUGCAUAUUACAGUAUUAGAAUUAUUAAAAUAUUAUAGCAAUGUCUAUUUCUGAUAUUUCAUGGGUAUGAUAUAAAUUGUAUUCACGUUCUUUCUGCCAAACAUGUUAGUUUUUCUACAUAUUUGAAUUAUUAGAUAUAAAUUUCAAAUAUCUUAAGGUUAGAACUCACUAAAUUACUGUCCUCACUUUUAUUGACAGAUAAUUGUAAAGGGAAGUAAAUCUGGUAGAAUGAAGUAAAUCUGAGUUACUGUGUGACCCUUCAAAGAUGAGAUCAGGAUAAAGCUAUAUAUCUAGAUCCUUUCACUAAGAAUAUUUCAAUACUGUAUGUAGCUUUUUAACAUAAUAAUCAGUCAAUUGUUAUCUUGUUUGUAAAUAUUCCAAAAAAUUGUACCAUUAUUUCUGUUGCCGCAAAGUUUUUAUAUUAGGAGCAUUUUUGUUAUAUGUAAGAGAUGUUGUUUAAGUUCAGAACAAAGACAUUGUGAUAGACAGCUACUAAUUCUACUGUUUUAAUUUCAUGGGCAAAAAAUCUCCAAUGUAAACAUUUGCCCCUUGAAAACAUUUCAAUAUUCCAUGAAGCAUGUUGUUGUUAUGCUUGCUAAGAUAUUAUGAUGGUUUCAUUUGUAUCCAGUAACAAUUUAAGAGACAGAAUUGAAUCUGCAGAUAUUUACUAUUGAAAAUACUGUAGAUGGUAAAAUUCAGAACCAGUCUAGGAUAUCUUAAAAACCAUAAAGUUCCAGUAAUUCACCAUCAAAACUCUGUAAUGAUUUGUAGUAAAGGUGUUUUUGUUUUAUAUUUAAAGAAUGUUUAAAGAAAAAACCAUCGAUAUGGAAAAGUUGAAUGAACUGUUAGAUUUUUAGUAUUGCCUGGUAUGUAGAUUUAUGCUGGCUUGUGAAACCAGGUGCUCUACUUUUCUAGUCAUUAAAUUUUACUUUUGAAAAAAGUUCUAUUUUGGCUAAAUUGUUUAAUGCAUACAUAAAUAAUGAUUGUUUAAGAUAUUAAGCAAUUAGUGUUAGAUAAAUAGCAUUUGAGUGCAAAAUUAUAUACAGGAAUUUCAUGGUCAGUAAAUCUAUAUUCGGUUAUAAGCCUUUUAAUUUUUUCAUCACAAUUCUACAUACCAAAUAUUGCAAGAUACUAUCAUGUGAUUCGUUUAGACAUUUAUUAUGUAUUUUAUGGUUAAUAAAACUCUGACAUUUAUGAAUGAAGUGCACAGAAUGUUGUGAUGUUUCAAAGGGUUUCUGGGACAGCUUGUGUAUGAAAAGAACUGGAAUGACCGUCUUACCCUUUUUAUGAAUGUAGGAGGUCACUUAAUAGGAUUUUGAUUCCAUACCUCGUAUUUUUUAUUUUGAUGUAAAUGAAAUGUGUAACCAAAAAUGUUUAGUCCUGUUUGGUGCCAUAUAACCUGUACUUUUGGUGCACUGUAAUACCAAAAUAAGCAAUUUUUCAAAGUUGCAAACAUAGCGUUCAAAGUUGAAUUAUUAUCUGUUAGCAAAGUUAUGUAUCUUUUAUUAAGUAACUUUUUUAAUCAAAUACUACACUGUAAGGGACAGAACAGAACUACAUGUAUCAGAUGUAUUUGAUUUUUAUCAGGUUGUAAGUAAAAAUUGGAAAGUCACUACGCAAUGGUACAGACAAUGAUACAGCUUGGAUUUAAUUGUUCUUGUAGAUUAACCCUUAGCCUGCUGGCUGCGAUUGGUUUUGCCUUUGCGACCAGUGCAGACCAAGAUCAGCCUGCACAUCCGUGCAGGCUGAUCAUGGUCUGCACUGUUCGCUAUUCAGUUAGUAAAUUUUCAGUGAACACCCCUUCGAAUAAUAAAUGGUAUUGCCCAAACUGAAUGAUGGACCAGUCCAUUUUAGAAAUUUAGCAGGCUAAGGGUUAAUGCUUUAUUUAAAUUGUACAAAUAUAAAAAUUGCAAAAGAAAUAGUACUACUAUGCUUUCCUAACCAUUAUGAUAAUAUACAUCUUGUUUAUCUGCAUAUAAUCAAAAGUACAAUGAGAAGUAACUUGCUUUUUCUGGAAAUUGGUAUAUUGUUUAUAAGUGAUAUAUGUAUGUAAAUUACAUUUGCUGACGGGCGGAAAAUAUCAACGUAAUUAUGUGCUGUCAGUUGUCCAAACUGAUACACUGGUUGUUAUCCCCCGCCGAUGAAAUCGGGAGGGGGGUAUUGAAAUGGCGUUGUCCGUCCGUCAGUCCGUCCGUCCGUCCGUCCGCAGCCAUUUCUCAGUAACUACUUGGUAGAAUUUCAUGAAACUUGAAAUAAACAUGAACCAACAUACUGCGAUGAUGCCCGUCAAGUUUUUUUUUUUGAUUGGUCAAUUUCCCUCAGAGUUACUGCCCUUGAUUUUAAAAAAAAUGUCCGUCUGCAGCCAUUUCUCAGUAACUAACAGGUAGAAUUUCAUCAAAUUUGAAAUAGACAUGAACCAAGAUACUGUGCUGAUGCCUGUCAAGUUUUUUUUUUUGAUAGGUCAAUUUCCCUCAGAGUUAUUGCCCUUGAUUUAAUGAAAAAUGUCCGUCUGUAGCCAUUUCUCAGUAACUAGCAGGUAGAAUUUCAUCAAACUUAAAAUAGACAUGAACCAAGAUACUGCGACGAUGCCCUUCAUGUUUUUUUUUUCGAUUGGUCAAUUUUCCAUAUAGUUAUUGCCCUUUAAUUGUUUAAAAAUCCACAGAUCUGUACAUAACAAACCAACCAAUUGGAAAAAUUUCAUUCAACUUCUUUCAUUCUUUUCCAUGAACAUUUAUUAUAAACAUGUGAUGCUGUGUACCUGUACCUGGUCACCACCUUACCUUGGUCACCCCCCCCCCCAC